Messenger RNA from Lutra lutra (Eurasian river otter), 1137 nucleotides. RefSeq names its product SLA class II histocompatibility antigen, DQ haplotype D alpha chain-like. The transcript has 5 exons. Gene Ontology annotation, molecular function: MHC class II protein complex binding. The coding region runs from base 39 to 797 and encodes 252 amino acids. Gene Ontology annotation, cellular component: MHC class II protein complex; membrane. Gene Ontology annotation, biological process: antigen processing and presentation of exogenous peptide antigen via MHC class II; peptide antigen assembly with MHC class II protein complex; immune response. The record is from RefSeq and is a predicted model, not a curated record. Lineage: Eukaryota; Metazoa; Chordata; Mammalia; Carnivora; Mustelidae.
AUUGCUCUGUCACUCAGAACAACAACUUCAGAAAUCACAUGGAGAAAAGGAUGAUUCUGGGGAUCCUCACUCUGACCACCAUGAUGGGUCCCUCUGGUGGUGAAGACAUUGUGGAUCACUUUGCUUCCUAUGGCAUAAAUGUCUACCAGUCUUAUGGUCCCUCUGGCCAGUUCACCCAUGAAUUUGAUGGAGAUGAGGAAUUCUAUGUGGACUUGGAGAAGAAGGAAACUGUCUGGCGGCUGCCUGUGUUUAGUACAUUUGGAAGUUUUGACCCACAAGGUGCACUGAGAAACUUGGCUAUAGCAAAACAAAACUUGAACAUCCUGAUUAAACUCUACAACUAUACCACUGCUACCAAUGAGGUUCCUGAGAUGGCUCUGUUUCCCAAGUCUCCUGUGAGUCUGGGUCAGCCCAACACCCUCGUCUGUCUUGUGGACAACAUCUUUCCUCCUGUGAUCAAUGUCACGUGGUUGAAGAACAGGCACUCAGUCACAGAAGGUGUUUCUGAAACCAGCUUCCUCGCCAAGAAGGAUCAUUCCUUCCUAAAGUUCAGUUACCUCACCUUCCUCCCUUCUGCUGAUGAUAUUUAUGACUGCAAGGUGGAGCACUGGGGCCUGGAUGAACCACUUCUGAAGCACUGGGAACCUGAAAUUCCAGCCCCUAUGUCAGAGCUGACAGAGACUGUGGUCUGUGCCCUGGGGUUGGCUGUGGGCCUUGUGGGCAUUGUGGUGGGCACAGUCUUCAUUAUCCAAGGCCUGCACUCAAGCAGUGCUUCCAGACAUCAAGGACCCUUGUGAGCCGCACCCUAGAAAGGAAGGAGCACCGCAUGUCCGCCGACCAGAGCAGAAGAGUGGACUUGAUAGGUGACCUGGCACUAUUGCUUCGUCUAGCUCACCGUAUUCCUUCUCUCUCCAAUGCUCCUCCUCUCACCUCUUUUCUGGAACUUAAGGUCCUCCUAUAUCCUCUGAGAGCUCACAUACCCUUUGGAAUUCUGUCCCUUGAAUGCCUGAUUUUUUUUUUUUUCUUUUCUCAGUUGUUACCUACAGUGAGCUGUCUGGGUUAUUCCAUCCAGUUCCCUGAUUCUUUGUAACCCUGAUCCAUUAUUCCCGUGGAAAUAAUAAAUUUCCCUUUAUGAGA